GAGAUCCAACGCUUCGAGUCGGUACACCCCAACAUCUACGCCAUCUACGACUUGAUCGAGCGAAUCGAGGAUUUGGCGCUGCAAAACCAGAUCCGGGAGCACGUCAUCUCCAUCGAGGACUCAUUUGUGAACAGCCAGGAGUGGACCCUUAGCCGCUCUGUGCCGGAGCUUAAAGUGGGCAUAGUGGGGAACCUGUCUAGUGGGAAAUCAGCCUUGGUUCACCGAUAUCUGACAGGGACCUACGUCCAAGAAGAGUCCCCUGAAGGGGGUCGGUUUAAGAAGGAGAUUGUGGUGGAUGGCCAGAGUUACCUGCUGCUGAUCCGAGAUGAAGGAGGCCCCCCUGAACUCCAGUUUGCUGCCUGGGUGGAUGCGGUGGUGUUUGUGUUCAGCCUGGAGGAUGAAAUCAGCUUCCAGACGGUGUACAACUACUUCCUGCGCCUCUGCAGCUUCCGAAAUGCCAGCGAGGUGCCCAUGGUGCUGGUGGGCACACAGGAUGCCAUCAGUGCCGCCAAUCCCCGGGUCAUUGACGACAGCAGGGCCCGCAAGCUGUCCACAGACCUGAAGCGCUGUACCUACUAUGAAACAUGUGCAACCUAUGGGCUCAAUGUGGAACGAGUCUUCCAAGAUGUGGCCCAGAAAGUGGUAGCCUUGCGGAAGAAGCAGCAGCUGGCCAUCGGGCCCUGCAAGUCUCUGCCCAACUCACCCAGCCACUCGGCCGUGUCUGCUGCCUCCAUCCCAGCUGUGCACAUCAAUCAGGCCACGAACGGCGGCGGCAGCGCCUUCAGCGACUACUCAUCCUCAGUCCCCUCCACCCCUAGCAUCAGCCAGCGGGAGCUGCGCAUCGAGACCAUCGCUGCCUCCUCCACCCCCACGCCCAUCCGCAAGCAGUCCAAGCGGCGUUCUAACAUCUUCACGUCUCGAAAAGGUGCUGACCUGGACAGGGAGAAGAAAGCUGCCGAGUGUAAAGUGGACAGCAUUGGGAGCGGCAGGGCCAUCCCCAUCAAGCAGGGGAUCCUGCUGAAAAGGAGCGGCAAAUCCUUGAACAAGGAGUGGAAGAAGAAGUAUGUGACGCUGUGUGACAACGGGUUGCUUACUUACCACCCUAGCCUGCACGAUUACAUGCAAAACAUCCACGGCAAAGAGAUUGACCUCCUUCGGACGACGGUGAAGGUGCCAGGGAAGCGCCUGCCCCGAGCCACACCCACUACAGCCCCAGGCACCAGUCCCCGUGCCAACGGGGUGGCCAUGGAGCGGAGUAACACACAGCUGGGUGGGGCCACAGGUGCCCCCCACUCGGCCAGCAGCACAUCCCUGCAUUCUGAGCGCCCUCACAGCUCAGCCUGGGCUGGCUCACGCCCCGAGGGGCUGCACCAGCGCUCCUGUUCGGUUUCCAGCACUGACCAGUGGAGUGAGGCAGUUGCCCUGCCCACCAGCAUGCAGCACCCUGCCAGUGGCCCAGCUGAGUCACUCAGUUCCAGCCCCAAGCUGGAGCCUCCCCCAUCUCCCCACUCCAACCGGAAGAAGCACCGCCGGAAAAAGAGCACCGGGACCCCCCGACCAGACGGCCCCAGCAGUGCUGCCGAAGAGGCAGAGGAGUCCUUUGAGUUUGUAGUGGUGUCCCUCACUGGUCAGACCUGGCACUUCGAGGCCUCAACAGCAGAAGAGCGGGAGCUGUGGGUGCAGAGCGUGCAGGCCCAAAUCCUCGCCAGCCUACAAGGAUGUCGCAGCGCCAAGGACAAGACUCGGCUGGGGAACCAGAACACAGCCCUGGCUGUGCAGGCUGUCCGCACGGUCCGUGGAAACAGCUUCUGUAUUGACUGCGAAGCUCCCAAUCCAGACUGGGCCAGCCUGAAUCUGGGUGCCCUGAUGUGUAUCGAGUGUUCAGGGAUCCACCGACACCUGGGAGCUCACCUGUCCCGAGUCCGCUCCUUGGACCUUGAUGACUGGCCACCUGAACUGCUAGCUGUCAUGACUGCAAUGGGCAAUGCCUUAGCUAACAGUGUCUGGGAGGGGGCUCUGGAUGGCUACUCAAAGCCAGGCCCCGAAGCCUGCAGGGAGGAGAAGGAGCGCUGGAUCCGGGCCAAGUAUGAACAGAAGCUCUUCCUGGCCCCGCUGCCAAGCUCAGAUGUGCCACUGGGACAGCAGUUACUCCGGGCUGUGGUGGAGGAUGACCUGCGGCUGCUGGUGAUGCUGCUGGCCCAUGGGUCCAAGGAGGAGGUGAAUGAGACAUACGGGGACGGUGAUGGGAGGACAGCCCUGCACCUAUCCAGCGCCAUGGCCAAUGUGGUGUUUACACAGCUGCUUAUCUGGUACGGAGUGGACGUGAGGAGCCGUGAUGCCCGAGGCCUGACCCCACUGGCCUAUGCCCGCCGUGCCGGCAGCCAGGAGUGUGCAGACAUCUUGAUCCAGCAUGGUUGCCCUGGGGAGGGCUGUGGGUUAGCACCCACUCCCAACAGAGAGCCUGCCAAUGGCACCAACCCCUCCUCAGAACUACACCGCAGCCCUAGUAUCCUAUGAAGCUCAGGAAGAGGGCAGAGGGACCAGAAGGACUCCAUGGCCUGCAGGGAACAGAAGGAGAAGCAGGGGUAUGCAGAGAAGGGAGUGACGAGGGUACAGGGGUGGUGACGAGGUUUGGGAUUGAGCUGCAGCGGGAUGGAGCAGGAUGCAUUGUUCAGCCCUCAGCCCUAUGGUGCCAUUAAAGGACAGACCCCUUUGGAGGUACCUGUGAGGAGAGGGGAGCAGGACCUCUCCCUCCUCCAGAACCCUGCCUCCUCAUGACAGCUCCCACAAGCCUUCCCUGCAGCGGGUGGGGAAGGAAUGACACAGGACGGGGGUGCCACAUGAAAGACAAGGGGCCAAUCUGUGAGUCCCAUGUAAAAUUUGUACAUUGGAAUAUUUAUGUUCGUGUAUAUACGUGGUGUGUGUGUAUGAUGAGCCAAUAAAGCAGGCUGUAUGUGUGGCCUCAUUUC
Grammomys surdaster is the source of this 2969-nucleotide messenger RNA. It is a transcript of the gene Agap3, whose product is annotated as ArfGAP with GTPase domain, ankyrin repeat and PH domain 3. Gene Ontology annotation, molecular function: GTPase activator activity; GTP binding; GTPase activity. The transcript has 18 exons. NCBI's taxonomy places the organism in Eukaryota, Metazoa, Chordata, Mammalia, Rodentia, Muridae. Gene Ontology annotation, cellular component: nucleus. Gene Ontology annotation, biological process: proteasome-mediated ubiquitin-dependent protein catabolic process. Bases 472 to 2517 code for a protein of 681 amino acids. The record is from RefSeq and is a predicted model, not a curated record.